AUGGUAUUAUCUCUCAACAGCACAGGGACCCAGGUGACUGAAUUCCUGAUAAUCUGCUUUCCAGGCAUGCAGGACACACAGCACUGGCUCUCUAUAGUCCUGGCUCCCCUCCUAGUUUUAGCUCUUGGGGCCAACUUUGUGCUAUUGUUUGCCAUCUGGAAGGUGGCAUCUCUACAUAAGCCCAUGUACUACCUGCUUGCCAUCCUCUCUUUGUUGGAUGUCAUCCUCUGCCUCACAGUCAUCCCCAAGGUCCUGCUUAUCUUCUGGUUCAACAUGAAGUCCAUCAGCUUUUCUGGCUGCUUCCUGCAGAUGUUCAUCAUGAAUACCUUCCUUCCUAUGGAGUCCUCCACCUUUCUGGUCAUGGCUUAUGACCGCUAUGUGGCCAUCUGCCACCCACUGCACUACACAUCUGUCAUCACUGAACAGUUUGUCAUUAAUGCGGCCAUUUUUAUUGUCUUGCGAAAUUUUCUGGCCACACUGCCCAUACCAGUUCUGGCUGCCAGGCUUAACUACUGUGCCAGCAACGUGAUAGAGAACUGUAUCUGUGCCAACAUUUCGGUGGCAAAGCUCUCCUGUGGGAAUAUUUUCCUAAAUAAGCUCUACCAGUUUGUGAGUAUUUGGUGCCUACUGGGUUCUGAUCUGGUACUCAUCUUGUUAUCCUACUGCUUCAUCCUGCGGGCUGUUAUACGUCAGCCGUCAGGAGGGGCAGCCACCAAGGCCUUGAGUACUUGUGGUUCCCACCUCAUCCUUAUACUAUUCUUCUAUACAUUGCUGUUAGUCUUCAUUUUUACAAACAAGAAAGGAAAGAAGGUACCCUCAGAAGUGCCCAUUCUUCUCAAUGUCUUGCAUCAUCUUAUUCCACAAGCCCUGAACCCCAUUGUUUAUGGAGUACGAACCAAGGAAAUCAAGCAAGGAAUUCUCAAGAUACUCAGGUAUCACUAUUGA
Molecule: messenger RNA, 945 nt
Organism: Artibeus jamaicensis (Jamaican fruit-eating bat)
Lineage: Eukaryota; Metazoa; Chordata; Mammalia; Chiroptera; Phyllostomidae
Product: olfactory receptor 56A1-like
Exons: 2
Coding region: 1-945 (314 amino acids)
Biological process (GO): G protein-coupled receptor signaling pathway
Cellular component (GO): membrane
Molecular function (GO): olfactory receptor activity; G protein-coupled receptor activity
Source: RefSeq, a predicted model, not a curated record